UGUUUGUCACCAAAUUUGCCAACAGUGGAUAAAUCGAUUUCCACCGGUAAUUUUUAUACGAUUCGUACUUGGACAUUUUCUCUUAUAAUGCUACAAAGAAGGUGUCAUUGGACAGCUAAAAGCCUGGAUUUUCUUGCUGUGUAAAAAUAUUAUCGACAAACUCGAUAUCUAACGCUUGCGAACAUACUGAAGUUGGAUUAUCUAUUGUCCUGUAGUAAUCUUUGUUAUAAUUACGACGGUUUUUCUUGCACUCAUAGAUGGUGAUAUUAUCGAACAUGAAAAGCUGAAAGUCCUACCUUGUAAUGACUCGAGCCCCAAACAACGUUGGACUUGUACCAGAGAUGUCUUGCGACUCGUCAUGAACAUCUGGAUGUUCAUGAAUUAUGCUCGUGAGGGUGAAAGUCAUUUGAUAAUAUCAGAUCAAGCUAGUGUCAGAGACCAAUUGAACAUCUACCAAACAGAAUCAACCUUGUGUACGGCAAAGCCAGGAUGUAAGUAUGUAAACAUGUGCUCUUGGAAAACAAGAAAGCUUCGCGAUUGAUAGCGAUGCAACUAAUUGAAAAAUAAAAGGAGAACUUCGACGUUUCGAGCGAAGGCAUGCUAACUUCUCGACGAAGCGCCUUCGCUCAAAACAUAUACAUUUUUUAUAUUUUUAUAGUUUUUAUAUUAAAAUUUUUCGCCUAAGUUAGGCUUUAUUUUCAACAGUAGCCUUAUAUCGCCAAGGCUGGAUUAACGUUUCGCGGGGCCCGUGGUGUCCGUGGUGGUUAUGGCAUAACCAUUCAACUUGGAGUGGUUAUGCCGUUGACUGUCUUCGGCAUAACCAUUCAACUUGGAGUGGUUAUGCCGUUGACUGUCUUCGGCAUAACCAUUCAACUUGCAGUGGUUAUGCCGUUGAAUGUCUUCGGCAUAACCAUUCAACUUGGAGUGGUUAUGCCGUUGAAUGUCUUCGGCAUAACCAUUCAACUUGGAGUGGUUAUGCCGUUGAAUGUCUUCGGCAUAACCAUUCAACUUGGAGUGGUUAUGCCGUUGACUGUCUUCGGCAUAACCAUUCAACUUGGAGUGGUUAUGCCGUUGACUGUCUUCGGCAUAACCAUUCAACUUGGAGUGGUUAUGCCGUUGAAUGUCUUCGGCAUAACCAUUCAACUUGGAGUGGUUAUAUCGUUGAAUGUCUUCGGCAUAACCAUUCAACUUGGAGUGGUUAUACCGUUGACUGUCUUCGACAUAACCAUUCAACUUGGAGUGGUUAUGCCGUUGACUGUCUUCGGCAUAACCAUUCAACUUGGAGUGGUUAUAUCGUUGAAUGUCUUCGGCAUAACCAUUCAACUUGGAGUGGUUAUACCGUUGACUGUCUUCGACAUAACCAUUCAACUUGGAGUGGUUAUGCCGUUGACUGUCUUCGACAUAACCAUUCAACUUGCAGUGGUUAUGCCGUUGACUGUCUUCGGCAUAACCAUUCAACUUGCAUGAAGUGGUUAUGCCGUUGAAUGUCUUCGGCAUAGCCAUUCAACUUGGAGUGGUUAUACCGUUGACUGUCUUCGACAUAACCAUUCAACUUGGAGUGGUUAUGCCGUUGACUGUCUUCGACAUAUAACCAUUCAACUUGCAGUGGUUAUGCCGUUGACUGUCUUCGGCAUAACCAUUCAACUUGCAGUGGUUAUGCCGUUGACUGUCUUCGGCAUAACCAUUCAACUUGGAGUGGUUAUGCCGUUGAAUAUCUUUGGCAUAACCAUUCAAUUUGGAUCGGAUAAUUAUGCCGUUGACUGUCUUCGUUGAAAAUGUCUUCGAAGCGCUUUUGCUCGAAACGUAUAUAUUUUUAUAUUGAUUUAUUAAUGAGCUAAGUUCUUUAUUUCACUUCAUUUGCAUUAGGUUCGGCACAUGAAAAGUUCGACGUUUGACCGUGGCCUAUAAAAGGUUCACUUUUUUCAGACACUCUGUAUAAUUAUCAAUCUAUAAACAUAGUCUUGUUAUCGAAUGAAAUUGACAUGAAUUAUUAAUGAGAAAUAUAUUUUUAGACCGACGAUUCCAAAUAUAUUCGAAAGCCUUCAACCUGUGUGCGAGCGUGUAUGCCAAUGAUUACGUUACAGCGCAAACGUGUAUUCAUGAUUUGUUCUCCCCGAUACAAGCUUGGCAGUGGAUCAACAACAGGCAAUUACGUCAUGAACAUACAGGAAAGUGCCUUGAUAUCGUUAACGGAAUCGUCAUUAGAGACAGACUUUGUGUCAGGACUUGUAAUUCGACAAGAAAAUCGCAACAAUGGGCUUGUGAUGGACUCUUUUUCGAGGUGAUUAAAUUUGAUUUCAACUACAGGCGCAAAAAUUUCAUAUCUUGUAGCAAGUUGGCCAACAAGCCGUCAACAAGUUGUGUUCGCACUGUUUGAAAUCCCAAGUUGUCAACAAGUUUGGAACAAGCUGUUAAGUAACAUUUUAAUUCAUGAGGACUGGAUCAUGAGGAUCAUGAGGACUUGUAACAUUUUUGUUAUAUCAUAACUGUAUCAGACUUGUUAGAACAACCUUGUAACAAAUCUGAUAAUGCCAUCAAGCUUGUUUCAAAUUUUUAACAGCUUGUAACAAGCUUGUUACAACAACUAGGAACAAGCAAUGCGAGCACAACUUGUCGACAGCUUGUGAACAGAGUUGUUAUACAACUUGUUUGCAGACUUGUAACAACCAAGGGUGGGUUGACUACAAAAUUUUUGUAGUUCGCUAUAACUACAGCUACUUCAAAAAUAUGUAGUCAGCUACAACUACUGCUACUUUUGAACAAAAGUAGUUCGCUACUGACUACGGCUACUGCUUAAAAAAUGUAGCGAACUAUUUCGCUAUUUCGCUACUCUAUAUUUUUUAGUUUAGUAUGGUAUUUGGGCUCAGGCUGUAAUUUAACCUAUAACAAAUAGACUUACGAGUAGCAACAGUAAACAAAUAGGGUCAAAGAAACAUUUUUGUAAGCACUAUACAAUGUUCAGGAGUGCCACUUUUCAAUGCGCUAAAAUAAUCUUUACUGUAUAAAAUAAUCUUUUAAGCAAACCUUGUCUUAAUAUCAUUAUAUUCUACGAACGGUUGCUAACAAUUUUAAAAAGUAGCGAAUAGCGAUUCGCUGUUUGAAAAGUAGUCAACUACUUGGCUAUUUUUAGGCAAAAUGUAGUUCGCUAUAACUACAACUACUGUUUUAAAAAAGUAGUCAAAAACUACUGGCUGUACUUGAAAAUUGUAGUUCGCUACAGUAGCGAACUACAACUACUUCGCUACUACCCACCCUUGGUAACAACUUGUGCGUUUUUGCGUGUGUAUACGUAAAAACACACAAGUUGUUCCAGAUCUACAAACAAGUUGCAACAAGGUUGUUGUGAAGCCGAUAUCAGGAUGUGUUCGCACUGCUUGUUCCCAGUUGUUGUGACAAGUCUGGAACAAAUUGUCAUCACCUUGUUACAAGGUUGAUGACUGUAACAGAUUUGCUACAAGUUGUUCCAACAAGACGAAUACAGGCUGUUCGUAACAAGUUUCGACGAGCUUGUUGUCAUCAACUUGUUAACAACUUGUUACGUGCAGACGAUAUCAGACAAUAGGGACCUUUAGCUAGCAGGAUGGCGACGGCUAUUAAUUAAUAAUACUAUGAAAUUCAUGACGGUGUGGAAAGAAAAUGCAUAAUUAAAGUUCCCAUGGGAGUUUUAGACGUCGUCCUUGCUCUGUUUACAACAGCAAAUCCAAGAUUUUCACGUUUUCUAUACAACGUCUGCCUUCCAAGCCGCGAAAAGUCGUCCUCGGCAAAUUGGCUUAGUAGAAGUCUUCUCAACCAUAAACCUCUGUCUUAACCUUCUUAAACUGCAAUAAAUUCAUACAACGGAUAAUACAAGACAUGUUGAUCUUAAAGUUUAAUAUACUUAUUUGAACGAAUUUGUUUUGGCCGUCGUCGUCGCGUUGCCGUCCCCUAUUUGAUAAAGGUCCCUAGUAGUAUCUUGAUGGAACAACUUGUUGCGAGUCUGUUGGCUUUGAUCAACCUCGUUACAAUACCGUAAACCUCCGACUAUAAGCCCCCCCCCCGUGUAUAAGCCCACCACAUGUGCUAACGCUCACCUCAUUCCAGAUAUAAGCCAUCCCCCCGAAUAUAAGCCCACCCGAAUAUAAGCCCACCCGAACAUAAGCCCACCGAAUAUAAGUCCCCCGAAUUAAUAUAAGCCCAGUAAUCGCUGCUUAAUACAUGUUUAUUUUCCUGUUUAUGACUGACUUGUUUAUGUCUGACUUGUUUAUUACUAACACAAAAGGUCGACAAUGUAUAAGCCCCCUCCCCCCUAUAUAAGCCCAGCCUUGUAUAAGCCCAUCAAAAAUCGCUUACGAAAGUAUAUAAGCCCAGGGUUUAUAGUCGGAGGUUUACGGCAUGAUAACAACUUAUUCCAGACAACUGGGAACAAGCAGAACGAACACAUCUUGUUGACAAGCUGUGUGAUUUUUACGCGAGAUAAAUAAAACAGAAAUGAAACAAGCAUAAAUUAAAGAACGAAGAGCUAAGCCAAUCUGUUUCAUGUUAUAGGUUGGAGGAACAAAGUUAAAAAUGAAUUAUGGCAACGUCGGUAUGCCUCAUAUUUUGCUUUAUAACGUCUAUGCCGAUGGACAAUAUAGUAAAUGGAUUAUUUACCAAACACCUGAUUCUUCAUUGUGUUCAAUAAACCCCUGUAAGUAUUUUCGAAUCGCUUUCGAAAAUCCAGGUUUUCCUCCAGAGAUGUGCUUUGGUGUCGGAGGGGUUUCGUGUGUUACUUUCUAAAUAUAGAUUGUUAUAUGGGGCUCUGUCUUUUAUCUCGGAGUUCGUAUAGGUUGGAUUCUCGCUACGAACUCGUGUGAAAAGAGUCAGUCAACGCUCUGCCGAAAGUCGUGGGUUUUGUCUCCGGGUGCUCCGGUUCCCUCCCACAGGGAAAGUUGACAGGGUGGGUUAGGAUAAACACAGUUAAGAAAGUAAUAUCACAAUUGUUGUAAAGAUAUAAAGAGUGAGAUACUGAAAAAUACACAGUGAGAUAUUUUCCAUAUCUUCACUAGUGAAGAUAUCGAUCACGUGGCAAUUCGACAAUUUGCUUUUGAGCGUGAAAUUUCACAACUUUUUGCUUGGGACUAUAUAAUAAACAGAACCUUACACGAUGGCUUGAAGAUAUGACUUGUAUCUUCUCGUGUUAAAAACAAUAUUUUAACGCCGAGCCUGUUGUUUAUCAGGAUUGAACAAUGUUUUGCUGUCCAACGGACGUUGUUCACACUUGUCAACAAUAUUGAACAAUAUUGUUCAGCCUGAAUCGGGUGUAACAAUAUUGUUCAAGAUUGUUGACAACUGUGAACAAUGUGGGCAGCAACACAUUGUUCACAGCUGUCAACAAUAUUGAACAAUGUUGAGGCAUUGUUCAAUCCUGUUUUCAUCAAUAUUGCAACAACCUGAGCGUUUUUACGCAUGUUCAUGUAAUUUUGCGUCAUAGAAAUGCUAAAUGUUCAUGUAAUUUUGCGUCAUAGAAAUGCUAAUGAACACGGCAAAAAAACACCGAGCCUGUUGUUUAUCAGGAUUGAACAAUGCUUUGCUGCCCACAUUGUUCACAGCUGUCAACAAUAUUGAACAAUGUUGUGCAUUGUUCAAUCCUGUUUUCAUCAAUAUUGCAACAACCUGAGCGUUUUUACGCAUGUUCAUGUAAUUUUGCGUCAUAGAAAUGCUAAAUGUAAUCGUAAUAUAUAAGUAACGAAAAACACCUUUAUUUUAUAGACAAUGAUUUAUUCUCGAAGAAAAUCUUAAAGAUUACAACAGUGGCUUUGAAAGCAUUUUGUUCUAUUGAGUGUGCGAAAGAGCAACGUUGCAAGGCUUAUAUCUUUCUCGAAUUUAAGAAAUCGGAGAAUUGUCUUUUGAGCUCAGAUCCUGACGGAAAAUCAAUUCCGUACUAUGGCCUGAGUUUCGUCAAGCUUUCAAACGAUCAGGUAAUUUACCAUUUCCGUGAUUACCAUUCACGAAGAGUUCUCUCAGUCCAAUUCGUUUCCUCCAUUCCAGUGACUUAAAAAGUAAAUAAUUUCAUAUGUAGGAGUGUGACAUCAACUAUUGUCAAAGUGGCUCAACAUGUGUUCGAAGAUGUACUGAGCCAUUCUUUGAGUGUGUCUGUCCUUCAUGGGCAAGUGGCGAUCUUUGUGAAAAUUUAAAUCCAGGUAUGAAUCAUUUCACAAUGUAUAUAGUUGUUGUUGUUGUUGUUGUUGUUGUUGUUGUUGUUGUUGUUGUUGUUGUUGUUGUUGUUGUUGUUGUUGUUGUUGUUGUUGUUGUUGUUGUUGUUGUUGUUGUUGUUGUUGUUGUUGUUGUUGAUGUUGUUGAUGUUGCUGUUGCUGUUGCUGUUGCUGUUGCUGUUGCUGCUGUUGCUGUUGCUGUUGUUGCUGCUGUUGCUGCUGUUGCUGCUGUUGCUGCUGUUGCUGCUGUUGCUUGUUGUUGUUGUUGUUGUUGUUGUUGUUGUUGUUGUUGUUGUUGUUGUUGUUGUUGUUGUUAUUAUUAUCAUUAUAACAGCCUUGCAACGCGCCAAAACCUUGCAAGAUGGGGUUUAUCACCGACUUCAGACUGUUCGCGAUGUCUAGCUCCUGAAACACUUCUGCACGUAGUAGCUGGUUGCCAAUCGUAUCUAGAACGAUUCACGUGGAGACAUGACUCCGUUCUAAACUUUCUCGCAACAAGCGUGCAAAUCGUAAGCGGCUCACAUCUUUACGUGGAUCUUCCAGGGAGCAAAAGUCCAUCAAUCAUCACUGGUGACACCUACCGUCCAGAUUUGCUAAUUCAACCUCAACCGGAACACUCUAUAUUGUCGAACUUACAGUUGUCUUCGAAUCAAAUCUUCAAAAAAAAGUUGAGCGGCAAAAAUCAAAAUAUAAAGAAUUAA
Paramuricea clavata is the source of this 6871-nucleotide messenger RNA. NCBI's taxonomy places the organism in Eukaryota, Metazoa, Cnidaria, Anthozoa, Malacalcyonacea, Plexauridae. The record is from the annotation of a GenBank genome assembly.